AUGGAGGGCUUGAACCAUGGAGGGCGCGGGUACGGGCACGGGCCUGCGGCUGCUUAUGGGCACGCCAAUGCGAACGGAGGAUCCCGACCGUCGCACUCAUCUGCCUUGGCCUUGCCGAGUGUCGACUUCGAUGACUCGCAUAUGAUGUCCGACGACUUGUCCUUUGGCUCCCCCUUUAGCCCGACCGACUCAUCCUCCAACACCAACACCAAUAACAACACCACCAGAGCCCAGGACGGCAUGCUCUCGGAUGCCAUCUUCCCCGAAUGGAAGACCGGUGCCCCGCGCGGGCAUGACAAUCCGGAUGAGCUGCAGAAGAACGAUCCCUUGGCCGCUCAGAUCUGGAAGCUGUACACCCGAACCAAAUCCCAGCUCCCAAACCAGGAACGCAUGGAGAACUUGACAUGGCGCAUGAUGGCCAUGAGUUUACGGCGCAAGGAACGAGAGCAAGCGCGGACAUUGCAACUCCAAAAAGACAGCACCAGUCCCAACACCAGCGGCUUAUCCCAGCUGCAUUUGUCUGAGGAACAGGCCUCCACUUCCUCGUCUGACCAACAUGCCGACAUGACCAUGGACGCAACGCCCGAUGCGAUGAAUAUUGAUGACUUCAUCGUUCCCUUUGACUCCCCCACUGAAUAUAGCUCUCACCACCUCGCGGCCGAUCGCCAGUUCAAUGCCACUCCCACCGCCUCCAUCCCCAUCAAGACUCGCAAAGACCAGCCGAUGCAUGAUACAACGGUGGCCGCAUCCUUCCAACAUCCGCCGCCUGAUCAACGCAACAACAGCGAGUUCGGGUACGUCCCCCGUCGAGUCCGCAAGACCAGUAUCGACGAGAGACAAUUCUUCUCCGGCCUGGGCGCCCCAACCAGGAAACGCCCGGCCGACGCAUCGCCGCAGGUGCCUCCCGUAUCCAACGCCGCACUCGCACACCACUCGGAGCUGGCCUCGACGCUACCGGACUAUUCGUUGGAUCACCCGCCUCCCGCAUUCGCGAUGCCGGGUAACGGUACUGUUGGCGGCCGUCGUUCGCAGCACCACCAUACCAACAGUGUCCCCUUCAACCUGGAUACCCUCGGCAUGGGUGAGGAUCACGGUAUUCAUUCCGCAGGUCCCUAUCAGCAACAUUUCACUUUCUCCCCUUCCGAAUCUCCCAUGACCUCGGGCCAUCCAUUUUCCAAUCUGUAUGCGCAAACCCCGUUGGCCUCGUCCCUCAACUCGACCGAGUUCUUUUCCCCGCCGCCCUCGGGUUAUCAAUCCGCUGUCUCGACCCCGCAGCCGAUUUACGAAGGCGAGCAAUCUCUAUUCUUCAACGACGUGCCCUCAACCGACCCCCAUACUCAACGCCGCAUUCCGAACUAUCUGCAGCAGCGGACCUCGAAUCUGUCGGCCUCCCUACAACCCCGUCACAUGUUCGGCACCAACACGGGCACUUCUUCCGCCGAGUUUUCGGCCCCCAGCUCUGUCCCCAUCGCGCCCACUCCCAUUCAUCCGUCUGGCUUCUCGGUUCCUCAGCUGCAACACGUGAAUCCACACCAGGUACUUGGAGCCGGCGACUUCUCCUCGACCGCUCCGACCAACAGCAUGUUCACCUUCGGAGGCGACUCCGAUAACGAGGACGAUGACGGCCCUUCGUAUGGCCGAGGAGGAAUCGCCAUGCCCAACGACUACUCCCCCAUGGAGGAGGGCGAUCUCCAGUCGGGUCUCAAUUGGGACAGCGGGUUUGCAGGCUCCGUUCAGUCUUUGCCAGGCUUCAACGGAAUGCAUCGUAAGCAAGUCACCAUCGGUUCGGUUGAUGUGAUGGAUGGCUCGUCCGAUUGGCAGCACAGCAGUAGUUUGACGGGGCGGGGCCACGGCUCUGCAGCUUCGGUGAGCGACGUACGAAACCGUGACAUGGAUCCCCGGCGCCAGAAGAUUGCCCGUACCGCCUCGACCCCGAAUGCACCCGCUUUGCUUCGCCAGAGCAUGACCGGUUUUACCUCCAACCCGCCCACCAAUCAUCCUUCGCCUAACACUCCCCCGGAAUCUGGUCUGAGCAGUGCUGUGCCCUCACGACCAGGCAGUCCGGGCGGCUCCAGGAACGGAGAUCCUAAUGCCGGACCGACGACAUGCACCAAUUGUUUCACCCAGACCACUCCGUUGUGGCGUCGUAACCCCGAGGGUCAGCCUCUGUGCAAUGCCUGCGGUUUGUUCUUGAAGCUUCACGGCGUCGUUCGUCCCUUGUCGCUGAAGACCGACGUCAUCAAGAAGCGCAACCGCAGCAGUGCCAACUCUCUAGCCGUCGGUACCUCCCGCGGCUCCAAAAAGUCCUCUCGCAAGAACUCCCUUCAGCAGGCACCCUCCAACUUGAUUGCCUCUCGUACACCCAACGGCAACUCCUCAGAGUCUCCUCCCGCCAUUCUUGGGUCUAGCACGAUGGGUAAGCCAGGUGUGGUGCCUAUUGCUGCCGCUCCACCCAAGGCAGGUCCUCCUGCCGGGGUGGCAUCGGCUCGCGCAGGGGUGCAAGUGGCCCCCCGACGGCAGCGCCGUCUGGAAAAGGCUCCUACGGGUUCUGAUCCGGAUGGCGAAGACAGUCCCCGAGCCAACACUUCCGCUGGUCGGUCGAAAGUGGUGCCCUUGGCGCCCGCUAUGCCCCCUGCAGCUGCCAAUCCGGCUAAUCAUAGUAUUGCUGGUGGGCAAGGCGCCAGUCAGGAGUGGGAGUGGCUGACCAUGAGUCUUUAG
Molecule: messenger RNA, 2718 nt
Organism: Penicillium diatomitis
Lineage: Eukaryota; Fungi; Ascomycota; Eurotiomycetes; Eurotiales; Aspergillaceae
Product: Nitrogen regulatory protein nrfA
Exons: 2
Coding region: 1-2718 (905 amino acids)
Biological process (GO): negative regulation of transcription by RNA polymerase II; nitrate assimilation; positive regulation of transcription by RNA polymerase II
Cellular component (GO): nucleus
Molecular function (GO): zinc ion binding; DNA-binding transcription factor activity, RNA polymerase II-specific; RNA polymerase II cis-regulatory region sequence-specific DNA binding
Source: RefSeq, a predicted model, not a curated record